Molecule: messenger RNA, 978 nt
Organism: Lachancea thermotolerans CBS 6340
Lineage: Eukaryota; Fungi; Ascomycota; Saccharomycetes; Saccharomycetales; Saccharomycetaceae
Gene: CWC27
Product: putative peptidylprolyl isomerase CWC27
Exons: 1
Coding region: 1-978 (325 amino acids)
Biological process (GO): protein peptidyl-prolyl isomerization
Cellular component (GO): catalytic step 2 spliceosome
Molecular function (GO): peptidyl-prolyl cis-trans isomerase activity
Source: RefSeq, a predicted model, not a curated record
AUGUCAGGUGGACUUGAACCUAGUACGACUGCAAGAUGCACCAUCCUAACGUCGGAAGGCAUCUUGAAUGUUGAGUUGUGGGCGAAGGAGUUUCCUAAAACAACGCGCCGUUUUCUGGAGAAUUGCAUUAAGGGUCUGUACGAUGGUGUCCCCUUUAUCGAGAAGCCAGGCGGAACAAUAAUCUUAACUGGAGAGAUUGGAUGCGAUCCUGUAGGUAGCGUUGAGAGCAACACUAGAGUGAGGUUCGAUCGUAGGGGCCUCUUGGCGAGCUUCCCUAGCUCGAAAGGUGCAUUUGCUAUAACGUUGUGUGAUAACUCCCACUUGGAGGGUAAGGCAACGGUUUUUGGGAAGCUCGUAGAUAGCACUUACUACAGUGUUCUCAGGAUCUGUGGCAAGGAGCUGAAGGCUGACAGUGACGAGUUUUUAUACCCUGCAUGGGUCAAAAGUAUUAGUGUAGAAGAGCCUUACUUCAAGGACCUAAUCGGUCACGAAGCAAGCGCGCCAAAAACAAUAAGCGAUGCGGUUAAGCCCCAACGGAAGAGACCGGUAAAAAAGCGCGUGCGUUUGGAGUACGAAGAAGAAGGCGAUGAUCAAGAAGACGCCCUUUCAAACAUCAAAAUCAGGGCGGCACACGACCUUUUGAAUGAUAAACGGCUUGUCAGGGAGACGCCGCCCUUGGGAAACUUGGGCUCUGCCGAAUCCAGACUGCCUCAAAAAUCAUCCAAAAAUACAGCCUCCUCCAACGUUGAACAUGAAGCGUCGCCCAGCGAUGCUAAAAAAGUAGGGCACAGCCCAGACGACGGUUCUGGUUCUGGUUCUCAGAAGCCGCUUGACGUUACCCAGGCGGAACCUGAAGGCCAUGAUCUAACGCAAAGAGAGCGGGAGACACUAAAACUCCUGGAGCAAUUCAAAAAAACGUCUUCCAAAAACAAGCAAUUUGCGUCACACCAACUUAAUUUCGGCGGUCAAGCUCCUUAG